AUGCUGGCGGUCAUUCGCCACUUCCACGAGGGCAUGAGGGCGCGGGUUCGAACGGACGACGGGCAGUACUCGGAAUGGUUUGACGUCGGCCAAGGUCUCCGACAGGGGUGCAACCUGGCCCCGCUGCUGUUCAACUUGUUCUCUGCCGCGAUGCGCAUGGUCGCAGUGACCGAGUUCGACAAGGACCCCAAGGUGACGGCGGAUAUGAUCAAGAUCGCAACACGAGUGGAGUGCACGGGCAAGAGGGGCAGGUCGGCGGGGAAGAAGGCGAUGAUGGUGACGGUCGCAGAGGCCCUGUGGGACAUGCUCUACGCUGACGACGCGGCCAUCGUCUCGCUCACGCCGGAGAGCCUCGAAAAGAUGAUGUCCAUCAUCGUGCGCGUGGCCGGCCUGUUCGGACUGAUGGUAUCGGAGCCAAAGACGGAGAUCAUGUGCAUGCUACCGAAAGGGCUGGGGGAACGCCCGUUCGCGGUCAGCGCCGCUGGCCAGACGUACAAGCAGACAGAUCGGUUUGUGUACCUCGGACGUACCAUCUGCGCGGAUGGGAAGGUCGACCGGGAGAUCACGAGCCGCAUCUGCCGAGCAUGGAAGUGCUACCGCCGGAACAGCACUUCGAUGUACGACAGGAAACGGGCCAACCGCCAGCUCAAGAUCCGACUACUCCAGGCUGAAGUGGUGCAGACCCUCCUAUACGGGUGCGCCUCGUGGAGCCUGGCAGCGGAGCACUACACCAAGCUGAAUGGGACCCACCGCCAGUUCCUGACACGGUGUAUCGGCUGGAGCAAGCGGAAGCGCUCAGACCGACCCCUGUCCUACGCCCAGGCCCUCAUCCAGGCCGGCUGCGAGGAAACCAUCGAGGCCACCGUGCGCAAACGGAGGCUGUGUUUUGCGGGCUUCGUUAUGCGCAUGGAGGACAACCGCCUCCCCAAGCGCAUGCUGCUGGGAGCGAUGGCGGGGGGUACCGGAUACCGGGGCGGGCAGGAGAGCGACUGGGUGUAUCGCCUAGGAGAGGACCUCGUGGCGUUUGGCAUGAAAGAGGAGAAGGAGGGGGGGAGAUGGAAAGAGAGCGCCAAGGACCAGGAGGCGUGGUACGACAAGAUCGAGGACGGGGCGGCAUGGUUCAUGAGGAAAUGGCACAGACAGGAGGCGGAAGCAUCCGCGAAGCGCCAGCGCCAGCGCGCGGAGGAAGCAGAGACGGAGAGCACGGCCGCCCCGGGCCCGAAGAGAAAGAGAAUCGGGGAGGCGGCGGGGGGGGGGAAGAAACGGCGACCGGACACUGCUGUAGAAGCGAGUAGGGCGGCCAAGGCCGCGCUUGCGGCGAACGACGUACCCAACUGAUGAUGUUGUCGCACCCUGUGUUCCCUUUUCCCUGCCGUAAGCUGUAUGCUCUUAGUAUUGCCUCCGGCCUCUCUUUGUGCUUUUCUUCUUUCUUUCUUUCUUGUUCUCCAUGCCCUCUCUACGAUGAUCUUGGACGAUACCUCGAGCUCCUUGUUAUUUUUGUUUUUUCCUUUGCUGGCUGCCUGCCACCUCUGCUGCCUCUUUGGUGCGGUGCCUACCCUACACUAAUGCGCUGGUGCAUACUGCACUGCUGUAGUACCUGGUACUGGUGUACGCUGUCCUUCGAUUUUUUAUUUUAUUUUUUUUGUGGAAAUAUAUAUGUGUUUGUUUUUCGCCCCCCGUCUUGCUGCACCACCUGGGGUGUGGUGCAGGGCGGGGGAUGCCUGGUCGGCGGGAACCCGGCACGGAACCCUCCGGCGUUGUAGGCGGGUGUGGGAAGCGUUCCCCGUUCUCCUUUUAUUUUAUUUUGAUCGGUCUCCUCGACGCUCUUUCUCGUUUGGUGCGGUAGCUGGUCUUUCUUUCUAUCAUUUUGUUUCUCUUCCGAGUGGUUUUUGUACCCUAUUUUUUUCUGUUUCUUCGUGGGGUCGUGUAUGCCGGGUUUUGAGACCAC
Ectocarpus sp. CCAP 1310/34 is the source of this 1948-nucleotide messenger RNA. NCBI's taxonomy places the organism in Eukaryota, Phaeophyceae, Ectocarpales, Ectocarpaceae. The record is from the annotation of a GenBank genome assembly.